UUCUUUCACUAAAAUCACUUUGUGUCCAUGGAAUGGCAGACGAUAGAUGAAAGGCUUUGACUACACGUUACGUUUCAAGGAGGGAAAAAAGGCCCAAAAACCAUGGCUUCUUACUUGCCUGGAAUCAAAAUUCCUGUUAAGACUCAUGUUUUUGAAGCGAUGCAAAGUGUCGAUAUCGAAACUUUUGAAAGAUGCAGCGAGUCAGAAUUACGGCCAAUCCUUCCCGCUCUAGUCCGUAUGGCUCUUUGCUCUCCAUUAGAUUCGAGUGAACGGGGUGAUCGUUUGCGAAAAGCCACUCUUAAAAUUCUUUCCGGAAUGGAAGUUGUUAACAAUAUCGUUGGUUUGUUAUCCAUUGAUUUUAAUGCCCUAGAACAGGACGUAAAGAAGGAACAGCAACUACGGGCAAAGACAGGUGGGUCUCAUACAGAGAGCUUGCUGAUCUCACAGCUUCCUAAUGGACUUGCCCUUGAAUUUGAGAGAAGUGAUGCAGCACGUCGCAUUCGUUUGAUUUUAAGCCAGCUGCUUUUUGUUAUUUCUGAGUUGAAGGAGGGGAAGACUGGCCACCACAGCUUAUCUGAUGAGCUGUUUGAAAGUCCUGUGUACUUAGAAGAGGUAUCAGAUGUGCUGUACAUAGCACUUGCAGAAUGCUGUUUAGAUAUAACAGUAUUAGGUUGCAAAACAGAGUUACCUGGACUUCUGGCCUUGGGGGAUGUGGCAGAAGCACUUCUUUGUCUUCCUCAUGGUAAUGAACUGCUGUGUCAGCUUGUUGCAAACUUCCCAGAGUCCUUUAUGGAAGUUUGCACAAGCCUAGUGUCACAUGGGCAGCGAAUUGAAGAGGAUAGUGCUGGCAGUUGUCAACGACUGGAGAUGUUACGCAUGUUAGCCGCUAUGAACCCACGGGAGGCUCUCAACAUUCGUGCUUUGUGUGUGCAGCAUUGUACCAUGCCAGGUUUGGCUGUGGCCCUGUCACUGCAAAUGUCAGAUACGUUACAAGAUGUUGAUGAUGCAAGGGAUGGAGAUGAUGUGGUAACAUUUCUCAACUCUUUACUUCUUGGAAGUCAUCAGGGGAUCCGCAACUGGUUUUCACAAUUUAUCAAGGCUGCACAGAAAAAACCCAAAGAAUCUUGUGGCUGUGUGCUGCAUGCUAUGCGCCAGUAUCUUCUCAAGCGGCUGGUGGCAUUCAUUCCCAAGGAAGGACAUCCACUUGCAGAGUCUGCUGUUAUUCCGGCCUCAGCACUUAUUCGUCUCUAUGCAGCACUCAAAGGACUAGCCACGUUAAAAUAUUCAGAUGAGGAGAUGGCUUACCUGCUGCAGCUGCUGACUUGCCAUCCUCCACUGUCUUCAGCAGGAAAAUACUUUGUGUCUUUGGCUGUGUGUAUGCUGAUAGCAAAUCCUUUACUCCUUAGCGGCAUGGAUGAAGAACAGAAAAUGAUUAACUGGAUUUGUUGGCUCAUGUCUACAGAGAAUACCAACAGCAAAGAGGGCAGUAGCACAACAUUGUUUGGCGAAAUACUUUUCCUUGUAGCAUUACAUUUCCACAGCAAUCAGGUGUCAGCCAUUUUGGAUCUUGUGUGCAACACUCUUGGGAUGAAAAGCAUUGUGAAAGCAAGCAGUUUGACACGUCUUCGGCACAUCUUCACACAACUGAUCUUCACUGAACAGGUGGUGGCAGCUAAUGCAGUGAAGCUUCCAGUUACAAAAGGUCUUGAUGCUUCAUGUUCAGGCUAUCUCCCCAUUCACUCCAUUCUCCAGCUUCUUAAAAGUCGUGUGUUUUCGCGCCACAAAGUUCCAAUUAAGGACUGGAUAUACCGACAGAUAUGUGAAAGCUACCUCCCUUUGCACCCACUUCUACCACAAUUGGUGGAAUGCUUUGUGAGCAGCAUCAUACCAAAAGGACUGAAGUUUGAGCAGACCAACCAGCCAGUCACAGAGGCAGAAAUACUUGCUGUGUACUCAGACUUUGUCACAGGUGGUAAUUUAGGCACUUUAAGAGAAGACAUGCAAGCAAACAGGAAGAGGGGCUUGAAAACAACAAGGGAGCUUGAAAAAGCCGAGGAGGAGAAAAGCCUUGCUCCUCGACUGCUGAUGCUGUAUUAUGUGCUGUUGUAUCAAGAUACAUUGCUGUCAGUCUCCAAGUCACCAGUGCUGUCCCUGCGACAAUAUACACCAUACAGUGAGACAAUGAUGUCACAGAUCCCCAUCAACUACCUGGUGCAACAAGCUCAACAACGACCUCAUCAGUGUUCUGGGAUAUUUCCCCCACUGCUUCGAUUGCUGGUGACACAUUUUCCUCACCUCUGUCUGGUGGAGGACUGGCUUGAAGAAAGUCUAUCAACAUGUGGGCCCAACAGCUGGUAUCAACGCUCUCUUUCUGCCUCAUCUUUACAGCCCACAGCCAAUGUCAGUGCACAGUCUCUUCACCAAGCUUUGUCUUGUGUUAGAGAGAACCCAGCACUUAUGAUGCAGCAGUUAAAUACCCUACUACAGAUGCCUGCAGCACGUCUGCAGCAAAAUAUGCAGCAUAUUGUGGACUGCUUACCACGCUUACUUGGUGAAGGGGUGCCUCGAAAAGUUUUGGACACCAUUCAGCGAUUAUGGUUCCAACUUCACUCUCUGUCACCUCGCAGUUUGCGUUUAAAGACUGUCAAUGCAUUACAACCACAGCAACCAGGUCUUUUGAAAAAGGAAACAUUCACAGAACAGGAUGUAGUCGUUGACCCACUAGUAGUGCUGCGGUGUGACCAAAGAGUCUUCAGGUGUCCACCUAUCCUGGGAGUGAUGCUUCAUGUACUGUCUGCAUAUCUCCAAGCAUCUGGUAUUUACCUGCAACAGCAGGUCAGUGCUAUCUCUGUUGCCAAUGCUGCAGCCACUGUCAACACAUGGGAGGUCACACGUGUGGAAAAGGACAGGCAGGAGCUCAAGAGUGCACUCAUUGCUGCACAGGAGAGUGCCUGUCUGCAGAUAUUACUGGAAGUUUGCCUGCCAACACCUGCAGAACAGGAGAGUGCUCAGGGUGAGAUCAGCUGUCUUCGAGAAGUUCAGUGUGCUGUGUUUUCCUUCCUUCAUCAAGCAUUCAUCAAGGAUCCAUAUUUGGCCAAACUCCUUCAUUUUCAAGGUUAUCCAAGUGAGUUACUGCCAUUAAUGGUGGCUGGUGUGCCUUCUAUGCAUAUUUGUUUAGACUUCAUCCCCGAGUUGCUGGGUCAGCCACAGGUUGAAAAACAGGUGUUUGGAUUCCAGCUUCUGGCUGCACUGUGUGCUCAGUAUUCCUUGCCGAAGUCUAUGAAUGUAGCACGUUUGGCUCUCAAUGUCAUGUUCACACUUCUCACAGCUUAUGAGAGCACCACAGUGUGCCAAAUGUUUGCCAAAACUGUGCCAUCACUACUGACACUGUGUAAAGUGUUUCCUCCCCUGUGUAACGAUGUUACCUCUCUCUUGAUGCAAGUGGCACGUAUUUGCCGCUCCCAGCUGGCCAUCACGAGUCAUCCAGGUGUCACAGACACACACAGAGAAGAAGCACCUCCUAAAAAGCUGAAGCUGGCAGGUGAUGAAGAAAUACAGAUCCAUUCUUCAAAUUUCCACACCCUACUGGCACUCGUGCAAAACACCUUUCGGCAAAUCACAGAAAUUGCUGUGGUGACAAGUCGUCUUUACUGAUAUGCUGCUGGGCUAGAACCAGAUUUUUAGGAAAUCACAACUAAUUCUCUUCAUUCACAUUCUGUGGAAAGUUCACUUGCAUGUGAAUGCAAAAUGUAUAUAAUGUAUAAAAUGUAUAUUGCUGCAGGGCAGCUCUUCUCAGGACAAACUGAUGAGGCAAAUGUGAUAAUUUUUUACCUGACCACUCAAAACCCAUCCAAAUACCCCCUCCUCUAGGUUUGCAUGGAAGCUGUAGCAGCUUUCACAAAUCAGGGCCAAUGUAUGCUGACACAGGUAUGAAUGUGAGAUAGAAAAUGUCUGCUCGUGUACAAAUCUGCUGGUGUGGUUGCAAAAGUAAAAGCUGGUUUUUUUUUUUUUUAAGUUUCUCUUUUUGUUUGUACUAUUAAGAUGGACUGGAAACCUCUCAAUAAACAGUGUUUCAUAUG
Pomacea canaliculata is the source of this 4079-nucleotide messenger RNA. Its product is annotated as integrator complex subunit 2-like. Gene Ontology annotation, biological process: snRNA 3'-end processing. The record is from RefSeq and is a predicted model, not a curated record. Gene Ontology annotation, cellular component: integrator complex. The coding region runs from base 103 to 3654 and encodes 1183 amino acids. Lineage: Eukaryota; Metazoa; Mollusca; Gastropoda; Architaenioglossa; Ampullariidae. The transcript has 23 exons.